AUGGAUUCGACGGAAGAGAAUAUCACGGCAAGCACCGUUGCCAUGGGCUCCCAGUGUAAAGAUGAGCGUCUGCAAUAUCUUAUGGAGCGGCUGGUGACGCACUUGCACGAUUUUGCCAGGGAAACGCAGUUAACAACACAGGAGUGGAUGAAGGCACUGAUUUUCUUGAAAGACGCACUUUCCCCUCCCCACCCCCUUCCAAUUUCAAACGUUCUCGGCCUCUCAACCCUUGUUGAUUCAAUCAACAACCCCAAGUCCGCCAACGCAACCGAAAGCAGCGUCCUUGGCCCAUUCUACACCGACAACGCACACUUCACCGAGAACGGGGCUUCCAUCGCGAGCCAGAACAGAGGCGAGCCUUGCCUCGUUCGAUGCACACUAAAAGACACAUCCGGGAACCCAAUCCCGGAUGCCACCAUCGACGUGUGGGAGGCUGACGAGACGGGGCGGUACGACACCCAGUACGAGGACGCGGCUGGCCCGGAUUGUAGGGGUGUAUUGAAGAGCAAUGAGGAUGGGGAGUUCUGGUUCAAGUGCGUGAAGCCGGUUUCGUAUCCGAUACCGCACGAUGGCCCGGUGGGAGAGCUCCUGGGGGUGCUUGGAAGACAUCCUUUCCGCCCCGCGCACUUACAUUUCAAGAUUGAGAAAGAGGGGUUUGAUCAGCUUAUAACGCACCUCCCCCCCGCACUCUACCUCCGCGGCGACCCUUACGAAACCUCCGACGCAGUACUCGGCGUAAAGUCUUCCCUCCUAGUCACCCCGCAAAAAGUGCAGGACCCGGAGAUUGCGGCUAGGUAUGGCAUCAGCGUCAGCGACUGGGACAUUUUGUGGGAUUUUGUCCUCGUGGGGGAGGCCGAAGGGAGGCAAUUGAAGAAGGAUCGGUCCGGGAAGACUGGAUACACGGUAUCUUCUUGAUUAGGUGUAAUACAAUUUCCUCCGGAAUUGUUCGAAUGAUGGAUUUGGUGGGUGGUUUUUUCUUCUUCCGUUUUCACCUAAAGUUGCACAGGAAGUCGUCGUCGUAGAUAGGUUGGAAUUGAAGGCCAAAGAUGUUGCACAUA
Messenger RNA from Tuber melanosporum (Perigord truffle), 1058 nucleotides. RefSeq lists its product as uncharacterized. The record is from RefSeq and is a predicted model, not a curated record. Lineage: Eukaryota; Fungi; Ascomycota; Pezizomycetes; Pezizales; Tuberaceae. Gene Ontology annotation, molecular function: catechol 1,2-dioxygenase activity; ferric iron binding. Bases 1 to 915 code for a protein of 304 amino acids. Gene Ontology annotation, biological process: catechol-containing compound metabolic process. The transcript is spliced from 5 exons.